AAUAAUGUCGCUGUACACUAUUUUUUAAAUUUACACUGUGUCUCGUUUCGAUUAGUUUUUUCUUGUGUAAAUUCGCUUGUUACCCAACUGUUGUGACCCUUGGGUCCGGUGACCCUCUAGUAACUGUCUGAUCUGUGUCUGUGUUCCGCUUAAAACGCUCGAUGAGACAACGCAUCGACGCAGUUGCUCUGUAGAACGUCCGUCGCAAUGUUCUGGCUCGGAUUCGGUUUGCUGUUGAUCGCGUUGUCCCUAUACCUGCUAUAUGUCUUCGAGCGGCAGAGCAGGAUCGACCGCCUCACCCACAAGUGGCCGGCUCCACCGGCGCUGCCUUUCAUUGGCCAUCUGCACAUCCUAGCCCAAUUGGUUGGACCGCAUCCGCUGCGACGAGCCACCGAAAUAAUCACCAACCAUCUGAAGGAUCACCGCGGCAAACUGUGGAUGGGCACCAAGCUCUACUUGGUGGACUGCAAUCCCAAGGAUAUACAGGCUCUGUGCAGUGCACAGCAGCUGCUGCAGAAGACCAACGACUACAGGGUAUUCGAGAACUGGCUCUGCGAGGGCCUCUUCACCAGCGGAUUCGAGAAGUGGUCCCAUCGCCGGAAGAUCGUAAUGCCGGCCUUCAACUACACCAUGAUCAAACAGUUUGUGGCCGUCUUUGAGAAGCAGUCGAGGAUUCUCCUGUCGAAUGUCACGAAAUUUGCCGAUUCCGGGGACGAAAUGGACUUCCUUCAGCUGAUCAGCUGCUUCACUUUGGACACUAUUUGUGAAACUGCCCUCGGAGUCUCUGUGGGCUCGCAGUCGAGCGCUAAAUCGGACUACCUCGAUGCUGUUAAAUCAAUCCUUGUGAUCAUCGAUAAGCGACUGAAGAACAUCUUCUACCGCAACUCGUUCAUUUUCAAACGCACAUCGCACCAUAAGCGAGAGCUGGAGCUGAUAAAAACGCUACACGGAUUCACAGAGGGCAUUAUCCAGAAACGGAUUGACGAAAUCAAUCAGGAUGCUGAGAAUCGCAACUACCAGACUAAUGAUGCGGAAUUGGACGGAGUCAAGCGGACCAACUGCUUCCUGGACACUCUGCUGCUGUCCAAGGGUCCCGAUGGUAAACCAUUGACGGUCAAGGAUAUUCGCGAGGAAGUGGACACCAUCAUAUUUGGGGGCUUCGAUCUGACGGCCACCACCCUCAACUUCUUCAUGUACAACAUGACUCUUCAUCCGGAGCACCAGCAGCGAUGUCGCGAGGAGGUGUGGUCGGUAUGUGGGAAGGACAAAAGGGAACCCAUCACCAUGGAGCAGGUGCGUCAGAUGGAGUUUCUAGAGGCUUGCAUCAAGGAAACGCUGCGGAUGUAUCCCUCAGGUCCACUCACCGCCAGAAAGGCCACAGCCAACUGUACAAUUAAUGACUUCUUCAUCCCGAAGGGCAGUGAUGUUAUCAUUUCCCCAAUUUACAUGGGGCGCUGCAAGGACUUCUUUCCGGAUCCGAUGGUCUUCAAGCCAGAUCGCUGGGCGAGUGGAGCGGAGCCCAAAAUUGAGGCCACCACUUUCAUACCCUUUAUGGCGGGCGCGCGGAGUUGCAUGGGCCAGCGGUAUGCCAUGGUGAUGCUCAAAGUGGUGCUAGCCCACCUGCUGAGGAACUUCCUGUUCGAGCCCCUUGGCGAGCGACAGGUGAAGAUGAAGCUCAACUUUGUGAUCACCCUCCAUACCGUCGAACCCUAUCUAUGUAGAGUUAAGCAUCUAGAUUGAGGCUAGCCAGCAGUUUUCACUUAGCCAAUACGUGUGUCAAUAAAGUUAGGUAAUUGUACAGAUA
Molecule: messenger RNA, 1804 nt
Organism: Drosophila erecta
Lineage: Eukaryota; Metazoa; Arthropoda; Insecta; Diptera; Drosophilidae
Gene: Cyp312a1
Product: probable cytochrome P450 312a1
Exons: 3
Coding region: 208-1740 (510 amino acids)
Molecular function (GO): oxidoreductase activity, acting on paired donors, with incorporation or reduction of molecular oxygen; monooxygenase activity; heme binding
Source: RefSeq, a predicted model, not a curated record